Messenger RNA from Sus scrofa (pig), 5207 nucleotides. RefSeq names its product EZH inhibitory protein (gene EZHIP). Gene Ontology annotation, cellular component: nucleus. NCBI's taxonomy places the organism in Eukaryota, Metazoa, Chordata, Mammalia, Artiodactyla, Suidae. The record is from RefSeq and is a predicted model, not a curated record.
GAUGGGGGCAUUUUAGUUAUUACUAAGUCAAGGAUCAUGAUUAAGGCCCAGAGAUUCUAGAAAGGAGGUAGAGGAAAGGAAAGAUCUCAGAGUAAACUGAAAUAAUUCCCAAGAUCCAGGAUCUAUGAAACUGUCAAAAGUUGGCCUAGAGAAUUAAGAGAGUAGCCAUGAAAUAAGUUGGAGUUCAUAAUCCUAAAUGACUAGGAUAACUAGAGGGCAUGGUGCUAGGACAUAACUAGCACGUGUCAGAACAGGAUCACAGAUUCCCACUGUGACCCAAAUAUUCGAGCCUUCCCUAUUCCGGGGAGGACACCAUCCACCCAGAUACUUUGGCCAAAUGAUUGCUGUCCUUCCCUUAUGAUGUCACAGUUAUUCAGAUUUUCACACCUGAGGCCCCAGACACUGUGGGACAAAGAUAAGCCGUUCCUGCUCUACCCUAUCUGAAUUCUGGUACUACCAGAUCCAUGGGCGUCAUGAAAUGGACAUUAGUGCACAACACCAUAUAUUGGAAAGGUGGAUGACCAGAAUGCAUUCUAUUCAUUUAUUCUUCAUUUAAGUCCAUCCUGUACUUCAUCAGUAUUUCACUUUACAUAUUCCAUUCGAAUCCAAUUCCUAUCCCAUCCUUCAUAAUCUUGGAUUCUGUUUUUUAUUCCAAGUUUCAUUCCAUUCUUUUGUGAUAUUUUUAAAUUUAUAGUGCGUGUUUCAUGGUCCAUUUAUUUUAGGCCAUUGCAUAUUCCACUCCGUAUUGUGGUUGUUCCUAUUUUAAUUUCCUUCUGUUUUCUUUAAUUCUUUACUUCACACCAUACUCCAUUUUACUUCUUUUUUUCAUGUAACAUAUUUUCCUUUAUUCCAUAUGCCAUGAGAUAUUUCCAUUUUGCAUUCUAUUCCAUUUUUCCAUUAUGUUCCAUUCAAUUUUCCAUUCCAUAUCCUAUUCGAGUCCGUAUUCCAUUUCCAUUUUAUUUGUUUCCACUAGAAUCAGUCUCAAUUUCAUCACAUUCUGCAUUCCAUUCCAAAUCCAUUUUCCACUCCCUAUUAAAUACUCCAACUACUAUUUCGUUUUUGUGUUGUGUUUCAGUCCAGUUGCUCAUUAAUUGCACAAAAUAUCCCAUUCCAUGUGGCCAGAAUUGCUGUCACAGCAACUUUCAGGAGAACCACCUACCAAAAUUUUUAUCAAAUAAUUACAAUUGCACGUUAGCUGUAUUCAGAAUUUCCUUUUCUGGGAAUUUAUCCGCAACAAGAUCACAUUUGAAGAUCUGGACAAUUUUUAAUAAAAAGCAUAUAUCUUACAUGGAUGUGUUAUAGAGAGUGAAAAGCUGGAAACAACAAAUGUUGAUCAGUAUAGCAGUGUUUGAAAAUGUAAGCUUCCUCCAUAAAAGGAGUAUUUUGUAGUUACACAAUGGCCUUGUCGAAAUUUAUUUAUUGACAUGGAAAGUGUGUUUUAUGGACUCAGAAAGCAGGUUACAAAACAAUAUGUACACAUAAGUAAUUCAUUUUUAUAAAAGCAAAAGGACUGAUUUAUGAAUGGCCAUUCUACCAAAAAAUAAACAUCCUCACUACUUGCCUUUGGGUAUAUGGGAACCUAGGUUCUAGUUUUCCUUACAUUUGCUUUUCUGUUUUGGGUACAGAACAGUAAUAAUGACUUUCAUAAUAAUGACUAAAAAUUAGUUUCCAAAUAUUGCACUCCAAGCCUGUGCAUCACACCAUGUUUAUAUUAACUGAAACUAGAGAGUAGAGCAAAUCGAUUAAUGUACAUUCAUUAGUGGAUUACUAUACAGCCCAUACAAACGGUGAUGCAUCUUUAAGGGCAACAUUACCAUUAAUCCCAGGCAAUCUGUGUAUGUUCAGGGUACAAGGCAGGAGGAAGAAUCGUGCUGGAAAAUUUAAAUUCACCCUACCCUCCCACCCCCGGACUUGCCAAAAUGCUGAACUUCCUGAGCCAAGACCCCAGUGUAGGCCCCAUCCCUUUGCUCCCUUUCAGGCCACUGUCCAACCAGAUUUCUGAGUUGGGUUACCCAGAUGCCUGGAGGAGUUCUGGGACCGUCCCCUUUAGGGUCACAGAUACGGGUCCAGUGUCCUGACCAUAUUCCAGGAGGGAUGACUAGCUAGGGACUGAGCCAGAGUGGUGCUACAGGCUAGGCUUACUUGGGGUGACUCAAAGUGUUUAUAUAGACAGCCUCUCUAUGCCUGCCUCCUCUUUUGAAACACACAUACUCCUAGAUAAGGAUGGGGAAUUCACAGCAUUGGUCCAGCCGGGUUCAGUCGGGCCUGGGUGAUGAGGCUGACGGGACUGACGGGGCGAACGGGACUGAUGGGGUAAGAGGGGUGGAUGGGGCAGAAUGGGCAGACAGGACUGACGGGCGGACGGGACUGACGGGGCGAACGGAACUGACGAGGCGAACGGGACUGACGGGGUGAACCGGAAGGAUGGGAUGGAUGGGGGGAUGGGGCAGACCAGACCCCAAAGUGUGGAGCACACCCCCCUGCUCCGCGCUAGAUGGAGCCAGUUUUGCCCGCUCUCGGAGGGCGAGAUGAGAGUCACGUGACGCCCAGCUCGCCAAUCAGAAGGAAAGACUCUGCCAGGCCCGCCCACCCUCCUCACUCUGGGCGUCCCGGGCUCCAGUGAGGCAGCGUCUGCAGCUUCGCUCUCCGGUCUUGAGCUAGAAUCUGGCAUUAUGGCCACCCAGUCGAGCUUGGAGAAAGAGCAGCAGCCACAGCAGGGUGAGGUGCCUGCAGAGCCGAAGAAUGGCGUCACUUCUGCGCCUGGCGACACCCGUGAGACCGAGAACCCCGAUCCUGGUGCCUUGGUUUCCAGCGACUCCGGUGACCCGUCUCCGUCGGGUGGCGGCGCUCCUCAAGGAGACACAGUGAGUUCGUCCUGCGAUGUGGCCGAUGCCGGCACCAUUUCGCUCACUGGGGCAGAUGUGGGGCCGCCCUCGGUGGAGGGUGUGCAGGAGAGAGGGUGCCCCGACCUCCAAGGCGGCGGAAGUUCCCCUGCGAAGCUGAUCUGUUUGGUGCUCGAGACGGGCCAAGGCAUCCAGAUCGCACCUUCGGGCAGUGGAGGCGCCAUCGGGCAAGCAGCAGGGGGCGCUGGCCAGCGUCCCACCCAAACCACGAGCCCGGGGAAGAGCAGUGGGAAGAAGCGGCCCCGCGGUGAGGAGGCUGCCCCAGUUCAGAAGCUUCCACGGCGCUGUUUGUUUCCCGGGGCUGCCGGGCCCCAGUGGUCCAUGCCUUCACCACCAUCUUCUCCGAGGUCUGAGCCCAGCAGCUGCGGCCAUUCUCAGGCUUCUCAGCAGAGCAACGCAUCGCCGCCGGGUCCUGCCCUCCGAAGCAAGACCAAAGCACCAGGCCCUGCUCUUUGCGGUCAAGCAGCCAGGCCAGGCCCUGCCCUCCGCCGCCGCAGCCACGCCACCGCAUCGGGCCCUGCUCUUCGCAGCCGUUCAUCCGUGCAAGGCCCUGCCCUCCGCGGCCACACCACCCCGCAGGGUCCUGCUCUCCGCAGUCAAGCAGUCAGUCCAGGCCCUGCCUUCCGCCGCCACACCACGCAGCCAGGCCCGGCUCCUCGUAGCCACGCAUCUGGGGCCCGCGCUACUGUUCGCAGCCGUGCAGCUGAGCAGCGCUCUGCUCGCCACCACCGCCGUGCACCAGAGCCAGGCCCAGCUCACCGCCAUAUACCCGCGCCAGGCCCUGCUCUCCAGCACCAUGCAUCCGUGCCAGGCCCUGCUCAACGCCGUCGCGGUGCACCCGAGCCAGGCCCAGCUCGCCGCCGUAUACCCGCGCCGGGCCCUGAUCUCCCGCGCAAUGCAUCGGAGCUAGGCCCUGCUUGCCGCCGCCGCCGCCGCCGCGGUUCGUCUGCUCCAAGCCCUGCUCCUCGCCGCCGCCGUGGUUCAGUCCCAGAUCCUGCUGCUCGCCGCCGCCGUGGUUCAGUCCCAGAUCCUGCUGCUCGCCGCCGCCGUGGUUCAGUCCCAGAUCCUGCUCCUCGCCGCCUCCGUGGUUCAGCACCAGGUCCUGCUCCUCGCCGCCUCCGUGGUUCAGCACCAGGUCCUGCUCCUCGCAGCCGCCGUGGUUCAGCACCAGGUCCUGCUCCUCGCCGCCGCCGUGCUCCAGCGCCAGGCUCAGCUCAACGCCGCCGCGGUGCUUCCGCGCCAGGCCCUGCUUCCCGUCGCCGUGCAUCUGGGGACACCAGCCCGCCAGGUCCUGCUCUCCGUGGCCGCGCAUCCGGGCCAGGCCCUGCCCUUCGAAGCCGCACAUCCGGGCCAAGCCCUGCCCUCCGAAGCUGCGCCGCCCAGCUAGGCCCUGCCCUCCGAAGCAGCAGCACAACUCCAGGCUUUGUCCUCCGGAGCCGCGCCACUCAGCGAAGAUCAGCCCCUAGCAGCAGCUCCUCUUCAUCCGAGUCUGCUGGCCAGAGUCCUCCUCCGUCCCCUGGUUUCGCCUCAGGACGGCGAAUCUCUCAGAGCAGCUCAAGCUCUCCUGAGCCUGAGCAAGCAAGCCUUGCUACCGAGCGUCCCUGGCACGCAGUCCGUAUGCGUGCCUCCUCACCCUCUCCUCCUGGUAGGGGCUAUCGUCUCCCAGUGCAGUUUGGUGAGAAUUUCUCCUCCUCAUCCACCUCCUCUUCCCCCGCCCUCCGUCCCCUCCCUCUCCUACCUCCCUCCCCUGUUACCCCUGCUCGUGGGUCUCCUGGCCAGAGCUCCUUUUCCUCCUCCUCCACUAAUUACUCUGGCCGCAGUUCCCCUUCCUCUUCUCCUAGGUUUUGUGGUCUGAGCUCCAUUUCCACUCCUAGUCCUGCUAGCCUUAGGCGCAUCCUGCUGCCUGAGCUUGAUGCCCUGAGCCCUCUCUCUUCAGGAGAGCCGGCUGAGACAGGGAGCCCGCCUCCCUCUCCUACACCUCCUGUGCCUUGAUCCUUCAACAGCAUCUUUGUAAGGCCCGCAGAAGGAAUCAGCAGCCACCCACUGCCCUAAAUGGGCUGCUUGUUCUGCGGUUACCUGUGAGGUUUGUUUCCAAGUGUUCUAGCCCUUAACCAACAUUAAUGAGCAGUUUUGAAGCCUCUUCUUAUAAUGGCCCUCUCUAGCAGUUAUCUGCUGUUAGCACUUGAUUCCAGACCCCCCACCAAAGCCUGCUUUUGCCCCUAGGCUGAGAUUUCCCUUUUCCAAGUUGCAUUUAUAAAAUGAAAUUGUUGAAUGAAUAAAAUUAAAUGUUGAUUUCAUUAAAAA